AUGGGCGACCACAAAAAUGCUGCCAAAAUCCCUGGCGAUGAAGAAGGGGCGGGUGCAGAGGAACCGGGACGCCCGAUAAGAUUGACGUACAAUAUCGAAGGAGCCCGCGAACGCGAAAUGCAUAUGUUCUACCCUUACUGGGGAAUCCCUCCCGUCAAAAAGCGAUCAGCCAACGCGUCUCGUGAUAAUGUCCUCACCGUUUUCGCGCAGCUAGCGACACUUCGGCUAAAAGCCAAGCGAGCCUUGAUCUCCCUCUUCGAUCGAACCACCCAAUACGUAGUAGCUGAGGCGACGCCACGCUACGACCUCCGCAGGCACCAUAAUCAUCAGCAGGACUCGAACGCGAAGGCGAAAUCUGGAAAUCUAUGGCUUGGUGUGUGUCAGAUGUCUCGAGAAUACAUGAAGAUGUGCGAUCAUGCGAUGAAGGCCGCCGUGGAGGACCCUGAGGCCCUCUUCAUGGUGCGCGACUUAUCCAAAGACUCCCGCUUUCACGACCAUCCAUCCGUGGCCGGACAUCCGCAUAACCGCUUCUACGUCUCGGUGCCGAUCGUGUCCCCUGGAAAGCAUGUGAUUGGAAAUCUGGUGGUUAUCGAUGACAAACCUCGGGAUGGACUCGUCGAAGAGGAAAUCGUCUGCGUACGAGACUUGGCAUUGACCGUGAUCGACCACCUGCAAUCCCAGCGAGCGAUGCGUGAGGAAUAUCGGGAAGAGAAGAUGGUAAAGGCCCUGGCUUUGUUUGUCAAUGGCAAGUCGGACCUUGGGGAAUGGAGCCAAAAUCAGGAUGGACGGCCAAUAAAGAAGGCGGGGGAUGCCUUGGUGGACAUGUCGGAGGUUAAGAAUCGUCUCGAUGACCUCAAGGUUACUGUUACUGACUCGGAGGAUGACUCUGGUCAACAUGAAGGGUCGGAGACAUCGCAAAGCGAGACAGAGCCGCCGUCCGAUGAACAAGAAUUGCAACUAAAUGGGUCGGAAGAACGGCAAGAUAUCUCGGACGAAGAGCAAGAUCAACCGGAGCAGCAAGACCAACCGGAACAACAAGAUCAAUCGGAGCUACAGCAAUUUGGGAUCAGCUCAAACCCGGUAGGCUCACAUGCGCAGGGACGACCAACUCGUCCGAAGCUUUCCCCUACGACAAGUCGUCUACAAGAAUCGCUGGUUCCGUCUAAUGUGCGAACGAUCCUCGGCCGUGCUUCAAAUCUAAUUCAUCAGGCCCUCGAUGUCGAAGGAACAAUGUUCCUUGAUGCGUCAGUGUAUGCGAGACGGCAGAUGAUGGGCUCAACUAGCGACUUGCACGAGGAACGCAAUCCCAGCCCUCGGAAGGUUUCGGGCGACAGCCAAGUGACACCCGGGAAAAAACCGGCCAAGGAUCAGAAUCUUGGCUCCGCCACCCUGGUGCUCGGUCACUCGACGAACGCUGGUCUCACCCAGGACCACGAGCCGAGCGAUCGACACUACGUUUCACUUUCAAGCGAAUUGGUGAGUCGCAUCAUCGACCGCUAUUCGCGCGGAAAGAUCUUCCAUAUCGAUGCGGACGGCACAAUCACAAUGAGCUAUGAGGGUACUGCGCUCAGCUCGGAACUGGAGACCCAUAUUCGCGGAGAGGAUGCAGGCCUGGAAGGGAAGCAACCCCACGAUGCGAUGAUCGAGGAAGAAAACCGGGAUAUUAGGGACCUCAUCAAAGUCAUGCCCGGUGCCCGGUGCAUCGCGAUUUUCCCUCUGUGGGACUUCCAGCGCAACCGAUGGUUCGCAGUCAAUGUGGUGUGGACGAGAGAUCCAGGCCGAGUGUUGUCGGAGCCGAAGGACUUGACGUACAUGGCGGCCUUCAGCAACAGCGUGAUGGCAGAGAUCUCGCGGCUGAAUUUGCAGGCGGCCGACCGCGCGAAGGCUGACUUCAUCUCGUCGAUCUCGCACGAGCUACGCUCACCGCUGCACGGCAUCCUGGGUACAUUGGAACUCCUGAACGACACGGCGACGAGUGUCACCCAACGACCUUUGUUGGAGACCGUCUCUAGCUGCGGCAAAACCUUGCUUGACACCCUGAACAACCUGCUAGAUUACGGCAAGAUGAAUGCGCUGAACGAUCCCCAGGGAUCGCAGAAGCAGAAUGAGUCAAAGGAUGAGGAAGAACGCCGUACCAGCAAAUCCCAGGGCCCGCCGGAGCAGGAAGAGGACCUAAGCCUUAUUGUGCAGGAAGUAGUCGAAGGCUUGGUCGCGGGCCAGGACUUUUUCUGGAGAACCACCGAGACGAAACCCGAGAAAGAGAGAAAAGCGAAGGAGAAGAAGGCUAGAGGGAAUCUCAAGGAUGUUAUCACUAUUGUCGACAUUCAGUGGCAGGAAAGCUGGCUUUGCAAAGUCAACCCGGGCGCCUGGCGCCGAGUCAUCAUGAACCUCUUUGGCAACGCAUUGAAGUAUACUGAGAAGGGCUGUAUCCGACUACGCAUGGAGAACGAUAGCAUGCUCCUCGAAAAUGAGAAAGUCCCUGCCGUCCGGAUCGUUAUCACGGACUCGGGUCGCGGGAUGUCCGAAGACUAUAUUCUGCAUCACCUGUACACGGCAUUCGUCCAAGAGGACACUAUGUCCCCGGGGCUAGGCGUGGGUGUGCACAUCGUGAACCAGAUCGUCAAAUCAAUGUCCGGCCAGAUCGAGUUUAACAGCGAGCUUGGUGUUGGAACCGAAGUUAGUCUGCUAAUCCCCGUAACCAUGAUCACCGACAGACCAGAGAAAUCGCUGGCGUCGUCGAGGUACCAGACCCUCAAGAAGAGAUUGCAAGGCCGCACUGUCGCACUGUUCACGAAUACUUUCCGCGCCAACGACCUGAAAGUGAAACCGGAGUUUGUGGACAACAUCGUGGCCAACCUGCGUAAAAUGAUCAGCGACUGGUUUGGCUUGCAGGUGUUGACGGCGGGAGAGCUAGAAGGACAGCCGGCAGAUAUCAACAUCAUCACUCAGGAUGAGUACAGUAGGAACUACAACCCCGAGGCUACUGGACCUGGCGGACUCUCCCCAUCAGUCUCAGCCAGCGUAGGGUUCCCGCUGAUCGUGCUGAGCGCGAACGCUUCUAAGGCUGCUGAUUUCCGGAGCGACCGGGACGAUGUUGUAUUUUUCUACCAACCUGUGAGCCCCAAGAGUCUGGCCACUGCUUUCGAGACGUGCCUCGACAUCAAGGAAAGUUCCGGAGACAACACUCCUGCACGAAUGCAGUCAACACUAUCCACUUCUCCUGACGCUCAGAUCCAUCAAAUGGCCGACGGCGUGGAUGGCGUGGAUGGCGUGGACGAUCAAGCGACUGAGCGACGGCAGCCAAACUCUGGGUCUGGACCCCGCAGAGUCCUUCUCGUGGAAGACAACGCUAUAAAUCUCCAGCUCCUCGAAAUGGCCGUCAGAAAGUCGAAGCUUCAAUACCAUUCGGUGUCCAACGGGCUUGAAGCAACUGACGCUUUCCGACGCUUGGCAUUCGAUGCCGUGGUUAUGGUAACAGACAUCUCGAUGCCGGUCAUGAAUGGGCUUGAGGCCACCCGGAAAAUCCGGCAGUGGGAGCGCGCUCAGCACUUGGAGCCCACGGUCAUUAUCAUCCUCACGGCGGGAGUGUCACCGGACAUCCAGCAGGAGGCGCGAGCCAGCGGCGUUAAUUUGUUCUUGAUGAAACCGAUCUCGAUCGCCAGGUUGCAGAAGGUUCUGCGCGACAUGCCUGACGCGAAGAAGGGGGCAUCCUUUUAA
Messenger RNA from Aspergillus uvarum CBS 121591, 3717 nucleotides. RefSeq names its product hybrid sensor histidine kinase/response regulator. Gene Ontology annotation, molecular function: protein binding; phosphorelay sensor kinase activity. The transcript has 7 exons. Lineage: Eukaryota; Fungi; Ascomycota; Eurotiomycetes; Eurotiales; Aspergillaceae. The record is from RefSeq and is a predicted model, not a curated record. The coding region runs from base 1 to 3717 and encodes 1238 amino acids. Gene Ontology annotation, biological process: phosphorylation; phosphorelay signal transduction system.